Messenger RNA from Cuscuta epithymum, 1523 nucleotides. The record is from the annotation of a GenBank genome assembly. Lineage: Eukaryota; Viridiplantae; Streptophyta; Magnoliopsida; Solanales; Convolvulaceae.
GGGAGAGAGGUGGAGGGGAUGGAGAAACCGAAACUAGCAGCAACAAUGGUGGAAAUAUUAUGUCUGCUUUUCUUUGGGUGUUAUGUGUUACGCUUUUUGUUUGGGGUUUAAUCACUAUAAAUUAUUUCCGAGUUGGUUUUUUCCAAGGAAAUGUUAUUCACCUCCAUUCCUUCAUCAAUGGCUUCAACAUUUCCAACUCAUCGGAGGCUGAGGAAGUUAACACCACUAAUGUGGAAUUGAAGAAGGCAGCUAUCCUCACCGGAGAACCGCCGGAAUAUUCUCCGCCGCCCACUUCAUAUGUUCCUCCCGAGAUUUUCAAGAAGAGGGAGAACAAAUUAGAGCAGGGAUUGGCUCGAGCAAGAGCGGCGAUUCUCAAAGCAACUUCAACCGGAAGUACGGCGGCGGCGGAGGCUGCUGGCAUCUCCGGCGGGAUUUACCGCAACGCCGGCGCUUUUUAUGAGAGUUACCAAGAGAUGGAGAGAAGAUUCAAGGUGUAUGUGUAUCAAGAAGGUGAACCACCCUUAGUGCAUGGAGGACCUUGCAAGAGUAUAUAUUCAAGCGAGGGAAGAUUCAUUAGCGAGAUGGAGAGUGAAAACAUCACCAAUUUCAGGACUUAUGACCCCAACAUGGCUCAUACUUUUUUCAUGCCUUUCAGUGUUGUGUGGAUGGUGAAGUACAUCUACAAGACCGACACCUUUGACAUAUCUCCUUUGAAACAGUUCGUUUCAGAUUAUGUUAGUGUCAUUUCCACAAAACAUCAUUUUUGGAAUCGAACUUCUGGAGCUGAUCAUUUCAUGCUUUCUUGCCAUGAUUGGGGCCCCAUGGUUUCACAAGGCAAUGCAUUCCUCUACAACACAUCAAUAAGGGUUUUGUGCAAUGCCAAUUCUUCAGAAGGAUUCAACCCACAAAAAGACGUUAGUUUACCUGAGAUUAAUCUAUAUGGAGGUGAAAUCUCACCCAAGAUUGAAUCACCUCCUCCAGAAAACAUAUCAAGGCCAUACCUUGGCUUCUUCGCUGGCGGCGUGCAUGGCCCGAUUCGACCAAUCCUCCUCCAUCAUUGGAAGGAUAAAGAUCCAGAUUUACGCGUAUAUGAAUAUUUACCAAAUGGGGAAAAAGAUUACUAUGAUUUCAUGUUGGAGUCAAGGUUUUGCCUUUGUCCGAGUGGAUAUGAAGUGGCAAGCCCUAGAAUUGCUGAAGCAAUAUAUUCUGGGUGUGUUCCAGUGAUACUUUCUGAACGUUACGUCUUGCCUUUUAGUGAUGUACUAAAUUGGGAUUCAUUCUCUAUUCAGCUUAAUGUGUCAGAUAUUCCAAUGUUGAAGGAGAAAUUGUUGGGUGUUUCAGAAGAGAAGUACAUGAAGCUCAAAGAAGGCGUGAGAUUUGUUAGGAAGCAUUUCGUGUUUAACCAACCUGUUCAAAGGUUUGAUGUUUUCCAUAUGAUUUUACACUCUGUGUGGUUAAGAAGAAUAAAUAUUAGAUUUGAGUGAUUGAUCGAUUGUUUAUUUAUAAAUACAAGUAUAGUGAGC